AUGUCUACUGAAGAGAUGACACUCGCAGAGAUGAAAGCGGCCUACAAAAAGGCCCAAGAAGAGCUGGCCCAAGAAAGGGAAUCCAUGGAAAACCUCCAGAAGGAGCUCGACUCUGUGAAAAGUACCAAGCACCAGUCGCGUUACAAGCCAGGUGCAAAACCGAAGAAAUUGAUAUUUGAAAUGACUGACGACUCCGAAGAUCUGUCCGACGGAGAAGAGCCACAUGGAGAAGAAGAUGAAGCAACACCGGACCCCGUAACCAAGCGCCUGAAUAAGAUGGAAACCCACAUGAAGAAGCAAUGCUCGCUGAUGCUGAAGCUGAUGACCAAGCUACCAGGGGCACCCACACCUGUGGAAACUGAACCGACCGUAGGGUAUGCAGCGUCGCCAUUCUGUGAGGCGAUCGCCAGGGUGACGGUCCCACACCAGCUCCGACUCCCUACCUGGACCACCCUGUACGACGGAACAUCCGAUCCAUACAGGCACGUCAACGUAUACAAGCAGCGAAUGUGGCAGAUCGGCAUCCCCUACGACCUGGUCGAACCCGUCAUGUGCAAGUCGUUCGGAGGAACCCUCGACGGAGCGGCUCUGGAGUGGCUCAUGAACAUAACACCUGAGUCCAUCUACUGCCUGUCCGACCUCAUCAACGCCUUCUACCAGCAAUUCGCCAGCAGUCACCAGUUGGAGAAACAGACAAGUGACCUCUAUCGGACAGCCAUCGAAGCAUUCAAGAGAGGUCUCAUCCCUAACUCGGAGUUGUACCGGGAGAUAACCAAAUAUCCCUGCGCAACCUUCGAGGAGGUCAGGUCGAGAGCCAUUGCCCAAAUGCGGAUCGAGGACGACGAGAUUACACGAAUGGCUUCUCAGCGACCAGCAGGGGGCAGCAGCGACAGGAGGUCGUACACCCCAAGGAACAGCAACUGGAGGCAUCAGCCGUACAACCGCCAGAACCAGGUACAAAAUGUCAAUCAAUAUGAUGAUACUAACAAUGUUUACAGGAAUGAAAGGUUCGUUUAUCCCCCCAUCUCCGAAUAUGGCUUCAACGUCGACAUCGGAGGCGUGGUGAACGCCCUUCAAAAUGUAGGUGGUACCGUCAGAUGGCCUAGGAAGAGCAACAGACCAGACUCCAUGAAGGACAUGAGCAAGUGGUGCGACUUCCACCGCGACAAUGGCCACACAACCGAGGAGUGCAUCUCCCUCAAAAAGGAGGUAGCAUAUCUGUUGAAAAGAGGACACCUGAAGGAGCUGCUGAGCGACAAAGGGAAGGAGACAUACCAGGCGGCGACCGACCGGCCCCGCCCAUCUAAAAAAAUCAACAGAGGCGAAUCUGAAGCCGUCAAAGAGGGGCAAACCGAAGAUGAAGUGGCACUCGACAAAUCAUUAGCAGCAAUGACAAUAACCUUCGACGACUCAGAUUCAACCGACGCACAACAGGAACAUCACGACGGGCUAGUCAUAUCGCUCCCAAUAGGCAACGCUCUAAUCAAAAGGAUAUUGAUCGACAACGGCAGUUCAGCAAACGUACUGUUCUUAGAGGCUCUACAAGAAAUGGGACUUGAAGAAAAGAGUAUAAUCAGAAGGUCGACGGUCUUAGUAGGGUUCAGUUGA
Spinacia oleracea (spinach) is the source of this 1608-nucleotide messenger RNA. RefSeq lists its product as uncharacterized. The record is from RefSeq and is a predicted model, not a curated record. Bases 1 to 1608 code for a protein of 535 amino acids. NCBI's taxonomy places the organism in Eukaryota, Viridiplantae, Streptophyta, Magnoliopsida, Caryophyllales, Amaranthaceae. The transcript is spliced from 3 exons.